UGACGCGACCCGACGGCGCCGGGAGGCGGCGCGCCCCCUCGGUGGGGGCGCCCGCGGCUCGCACGCUGUGCGGGGCAACAUGGCGGCCGCCGAAGUAUUAAUUUUGCCGAGGAAACCUAAGCAGAAAAAGCGGAAAGUCUUCCCAGGAGAAGAUGUAGCAGAGAUACAACAUGCUGAAGAAUUUCUUAUCGAACCCGAAUCCAAGGCGGCUCAGUUGGACACAUCUCAGUGGCUCCUGUUGCUCAAGAAUUUUGAAAAGCUCAAUGUAAGGAGCACGCACUAUACACCCCUUCCUUGUGGUUCACAUCCUCUGAAGGGGGAGAUUGGGGACCACAGCAGGACAGGCUUCAUUAAUCUUGACAAGCCCUCCAAUCCCUCUUCCCAUGAGGUGGUAGCCUGGGUCCGACGAAUACUUCGGGUGAAGACGGCGCACGGUGGCACGCUGGAUCCCAAGGUGGCCGGCUGUUCACUCGUGUGCAUAGAACGAGCCACCGCUUGGUGAAGCCUCAAGAGUGCAGGCAAAGAGUAUGUGGGCAUUGUCAGGCUACACAGUGCUAUUGAAGGGGGGACCCAACUUUCGAGGGCCCUAGAAACUCUGACAGGUGCCUUAUUCCAGCGACCCCCACUCAUUGCUGCAGUAAAGAGGCAACUCCGAGUGCGGACCGUAUAUGAGAGCAAGAUGAUCGAGUAUGAUCCUGAUGGAAGAUUAGGAAUCUUUUGGGUGAGUUGUGAGGCCGGUACCUAUAUUCGGACGCUGUGUGUGCACGUUGGUUUGUUACUGGGAGUUGGCGGUCAGAUGCAAGAACUUCGGAGGGUUCGUUCUGGAGUCAUGAGUGAAAAGGACCACAUGCAUGACGUGCUUGAUGCCCAGUGGCUGUAUGACAGCCGCAAGGAUGAGAGUUACCUGCUGCGAGUUGUUUACCCUUUGGAAAAGCUGUUGACUUCUCAUAAAAGGCUGGUUAUGAAAGACAUUUUCAUGAAUGCAGUCUGCUAUGCGGCAAAGAUCAUGCUCCCGGGCGUUCUCCGAUAUGAGGAUGGCAUCGAGGUCAACGAGGAGAUCCUCGUCAUCACCACCAAAGGAGAAGCAGUCUGCAUGGCCAUUGCAUUAAUGACCACAGCAGUGAUAUCUACCUGUGACCAUGGUAUCGUAGCCAAGAUCAAGAGGGUAAUCAUGGAGAGAGACACGUGUCCUCGGAAGUGGGGUUUAGGUCCAAAGGCAAGUCAGAAGAGGCUGAUGAUCAAGCAGGGCCUUCUGGAUAAGCACGGCAAGCCCACAGGUAGCACACCUGCCACCUGGAUGCAGGAGUAUGUGGACUACAGCGACCCUGCAAGGAAAGAGGCAGUAGCCAAGGCAGGAACAGCUCCAUAGGAAGUCACCGAGGUGGUAAAAUCCCCCAAAGUGGCUGCCGAAGUGGUGAAAGCCCCGAAGCAGAAGCGAGACAGUGAGAGUGAUGAGAUGUCCUUGCAGCUGCUCAAGAAGGAGAAGAAGAAGAAGGCCAAAGCUGCUGUGGAGAGUGUGAGUGAGCCCACAGACAGGGACAGUGACAGCGCCAAGAAGAAGAAAGGAGGAGAAGGAAGAAAGAAGAAAGAAGAAGAAAAAGAAAAGUGGAAGUGGUUUUGGAGUAGCGGAUGCCAGCUCUGGCACUGUGCCCCAUCGGGAGGAGAAAUUAAAGCCUUACUGAGAAAAGGUGACUCUUUUGUUCUUGAGGGAACGGAACGCAGGUCCCAGGAAGCAUGGAGAGUUCUGGGGCACCUCAGCUGCUCCCUGAGAACUCGGUGAGGAGUCUUGCUGGGAGAAGGUUGUACUUUUUACUUAAUAAGUCUACUUAAAAAAAAAAAAAAAAAAAGAUUCAUUUUCCUCAUCUGUAAAAGGGGGAGAAUGACUCCCUU
Canis lupus familiaris (dog) is the source of this 1890-nucleotide messenger RNA. RefSeq names its product H/ACA ribonucleoprotein complex subunit DKC1-like. Gene Ontology annotation, molecular function: RNA binding; pseudouridine synthase activity. NCBI's taxonomy places the organism in Eukaryota, Metazoa, Chordata, Mammalia, Carnivora, Canidae. The record is from RefSeq and is a predicted model, not a curated record. Gene Ontology annotation, cellular component: box H/ACA snoRNP complex. Gene Ontology annotation, biological process: snRNA pseudouridine synthesis; mRNA pseudouridine synthesis; rRNA pseudouridine synthesis.